Scedosporium apiospermum is the source of this 492-nucleotide messenger RNA. RefSeq lists its product as uncharacterized. Gene Ontology annotation, molecular function: protein serine/threonine kinase activity; ATP binding. Gene Ontology annotation, biological process: peptidyl-threonine phosphorylation; peptidyl-serine phosphorylation. The record is from RefSeq and is a predicted model, not a curated record. Lineage: Eukaryota; Fungi; Ascomycota; Sordariomycetes; Microascales; Microascaceae. Bases 1 to 492 code for a protein of 163 amino acids. The transcript has 2 exons.
AUGUUAACCCUCGAGGAUGAAUCUAUACUUCAUGAUUUUGAAAAAGCCGAAGCGGACGAACCGUCGCCGACAAAAGCCAUCGACGAUACCCGCAUCAUUUAUGGCUCGCGUGAGUUUAGGCUUCCCAAGGGUUCUCUGUGGGGUCAACCAGUCCUCUGUGACUUUGGAGAAGCUCGAAUUGGAAGCUCGCACAGAGGUUUCAUUCAGCCCGAACUAUACCGUGCCCCGGAGGUGUUGUUCGGCAUGGAGUGGAAUUUCGCCGCUGAUAUUUGGAACGCUGCCGUUCUGAUCUGGGAUCUGUUUGAGAAUCGACCUUUGUUCAGAGCGAUGGAUGAGAAUAUGGAAUCCUCAGAAACAGCCUACGUUGCUGAAAUGGUUGCAUAUCUUGGGUUACCUCCUCUCGAGUACAUCCAAAGAAGCGAGAUGACGAGGAAAGUUUUUGACGACCAAGGUUCGCAAAGAGACUUCAACCUCAUCACGUUAAGCAACUAA